AUGUUCUGGCGUUUCGGGGGAUAUGCAAGUAUCUCCACUAUCGACUCCCUUCUGGACAAGCCCGAUGUCGCCCUCGAAGAGCUGCUAGAUGAGUCCGAGGUGAUACAGGAGCUGAAACAACUGAAUACGAAACUGAUAGACUAUUUACGCGAGGAGGAUGUCCUGAAGAAAUUGAUGGAUUAUGUGAUUGCUCCAAGCAUUAUAACCGAUGACGACGACGACGAAGAUGACGACAACGAUGAAGAGCAUGCCCUUAAUGACGGAAAGAAGCGAACGACCGAAGAUGAUUCUGAUCACAAGGAGAAGACGGGCGACCCCCUCAAGGGGCUUUUGGAUCCGGAGGAUCUUGAACGGGCGGAGAAAGACCGUCUCAAGCGAGCUUACGUUGCCUGUGAGAUUCUUUCAUCCGAAGUCUGGUCAAUUCUAGAUUCCAUCAUGCUCAACCCUGACUAUCUGCGGGAAUUCUGGGGUUUUAUUCGUCGGCCCGCGCCGCUGGAUUCUGUUCAGGCGAGCUACUUCACCAAGGUUAAUGAGACCCUAUUGGAUAAGAAGACUAGUGAGAUGCUCCGGCUGUUGAAAUCUAUGGACGCCAUCGUCCCUGCAAUUCUCCAGCAUGUUGAUAACCCUAUGGUUAUGGAUCUUUUGUUGAAGUUGAUUAGCCUGGAAAGGGCUGAAGACGGCCAGGGAAUUGUUGAUUGGUUGAAAUCGCAGGGCCUAAUACCUAGGCUUCUUUCUUUCCUAUCAACACAGUAUCCCCCGUCCGUCCAAACUUCGGCAGGAGACUUUCUGAAAGCUAUUAUAACUAUCUCUGCAAAUGCAACGCAAAACGAUCAAUCCUGUAUUGGUCCAAAUAGCUUGACUCGCCAACUGGUUUCUCCCCCUUGUGUAGAAACUCUGGUUAAGGCGAUGCUCCAAGGUGGGAACCCCUUGACGGUCGGUGUCGGCAUUGUGAUUGAAGUUAUUCGAAAAAACAACUCCGAUUAUGAUCCGGAGCACCUGAAUAGCCCGGAUUCGAUUCCAUCGACCUAUGACCCUAUCUACCUCGGUCAUCUACUCCGGAUUUUCGCCAAACAUAUACCCGACUUCAUGGCAUUAAUCAAGAGCUCUAAACAUACCGUCAAUGAGGGAGGCAAAGUAAAGAGCGUGGAGCGAGGCCAGCUCAGCUCGGCCUGGGGCGCUAAAAUUGAACCUUUGGGUUUCGACCGCUUCAAAACGUGCGAAUUAAUGGCUGAGUUGCUUCACUGCAGUAAUAUGGGUCUUCUAAACGAGCCCGGAAGCGAUGAGUACGUGAAACAGCGUGAUGCUGAGCGCGAGGCCGCUCUCCGAGCGGGUGCGGUAGGCCUGCAUGGAGACGGAACGUCUACUUUUGAUGGCAAUGACUCUACCGCUGAUUUCGUAAACGGCUCUGUUAUUGGCUACGGCUCGCCCGAGGACUCUAGGGUUCUGGAAGUUGCGAAUGCUGGUGACGAGGGAUUUGAGGAUGUAAGCUCCUCGGGUGUUCUUGUUGACAGGGAGAAGGAGGCCAGCGCUCAGGAGCCCCAGAAAGAGUCUUUACCGCAAUCGGCUGAGAAGAUAUCUCUCCCUGCAUCUGAGGAGGCAUCGAUGGGAGUUAACGACUCGGAGACCUCGGAAACGCAUACCCCCCCCACUGAUCCUCUGUCACCCACUACAACAGGACUCGCUGCUGAAAUUGGCGAUCUUUCGCUAGACAGUAAUCUUAUUACACCGGCGCCUCCUGAUGUUUCCCCUGCUAGUGGUACUACCUCGGGAACAUCGGAGCAAGAUUCAGUCUCACCUCCGAUGUCCUCGAAUCCUGAUGCUGUUCCUGCUCCCCUAUUCUCUGCAAAGUCGUCGAAUGUGGAAGCGGGCUCUUCGGUGGCUGUUCCUGCUCCCCAGGAUGUUAAUGCUUCGGGCUCGGGGGAAACUGGUCCACAAGAAACAGCCGCACCCGAAACCAAUGAAAAUACACAGCAACAUCAGCAUCCGGAUGUUCAGAUGGAUCCAAACGGACAACCCGUUGUUGGUGAUUACCUGAAAAUCAUGUUUGUGGAGAACCGAGUGGUGCCAACUAUUCUGGACUUCUUCUUCCGAUUCCCAUGGAACAAUUUCCUCCACAACGUUGUCUACGAUGUUAUCCAGCAGGUUUUCAAUGGCCCCAUGGAUCGUGGAUACAACAGAGUCUUGGCCGUGGAUGUUUUUGAAACCGGCAGGAUAACGCAAGCAAUUUUCGAGGGUCAAAAGCGGAGUGAUGAAACGCAGCGAACUAAGCAGAUCAGACUCGGGUACAUGGGACAUUUAACACUCAUUGCGGAGGAAGUCGUCAAGUUCAGCGAACGCCAUCCCCCAGAAUUGCUGUCCCCUGCGGUGAUGGACUACGUACUCAAUCCCGACUGGAUCGAUUAUGUGGAACAAACACUUUCGGAAACUAGAGAGCGCGACAAUGCAAUCCUUGGCGGAGUCCGGCCCGACAUCUCCAUUGGACAUCGCCAGGGUAUGUUGAACAAUGGCCAGGGAAUGAACUCUUCUUCUGCUCUAGCAGAGGCCGGAUUGAAUGGCUUAGCUAGCGGAUCCCACUUCCAGGGCUUUGACAUGAUGAACCAGGGCAGUGUUUCGGGUGGGGCUUUUGGCCUUGCUGCUGGAAACAGUUCCCUGCUUAGCGGAUUUGCAAGUUCUAGUGAUGACGACGAAGACGAAGAAAUGGAAGACCACGAUGAUCGGCAGAUGAUCGAGCAGUCUACGGAAGAUGGCUCCGACAAUACCUCCUCGAACUCUACAAGUCAGCCUAUUCCAAUCCUGCCUCCACCGCCAGCUCCCCUAAGUCUUGGACCCUCUCGGGCGCGACGACAGCUCGCUGCACGGCUUGCCCUUCAGAAACAGCAGGCAGCUGAAAAUCCUGAAGGCGACGAGGAGAGAGACUCAACCGAUGUGCAUGGCAAUAACGAGUUCCAGUGGCCCACUAAUUCGUUUGUGAUUGCGGGUUUUAACGAAGACAGUGACCGAGACCACUCGUCAGACUUCCCAUCCUUACAUAAUGACCAGCCGUUCGCAUCACCCACCUUCCCUGAUUCCGGACGCAAAGAGCGUGUUCCCUUGGAGGUCGAUGACGACGAGGACGAUAUGGGAGAGAUGGUUGGCCCAUCAUUUGGUUCUGACAUGAUGGACUCCGAUGAAGAAGACGAAGCUGUUCUCAAUGAAUCCUUAGGCUACCCCGAGCUUGGAUCCGGGCAGUAUAAGAGCUUCCGAGGAUCUCGAAUGGGGCACUCUCCCUUCGGGAACGACGAGCAAAGUGACAGCAGUGAUGGCGAGGAUGAUGGACUAGUCGAGAUCUUAGUUCCUGGCAGGAGGUCUUCCGGAUUAUAA
This is a messenger RNA of Aspergillus ochraceoroseus IBT 24754, 3360 nucleotides long. RefSeq lists its product as uncharacterized. The record is from RefSeq and is a predicted model, not a curated record. Gene Ontology annotation, molecular function: protein phosphatase regulator activity; protein phosphatase binding. Lineage: Eukaryota; Fungi; Ascomycota; Eurotiomycetes; Eurotiales; Aspergillaceae. Bases 1 to 3360 code for a protein of 1119 amino acids. Gene Ontology annotation, cellular component: cytosol; nucleus. The transcript has 5 exons.